Molecule: messenger RNA, 592 nt
Organism: Spodoptera frugiperda (fall armyworm)
Lineage: Eukaryota; Metazoa; Arthropoda; Insecta; Lepidoptera; Noctuidae
Product: histone H2A
Exons: 1
Coding region: 100-474 (124 amino acids)
Cellular component (GO): nucleosome
Molecular function (GO): DNA binding; protein heterodimerization activity; structural constituent of chromatin
Source: RefSeq, a predicted model, not a curated record
CGAUCGCGCACACUCUGCUCACGAUUCUCACAGUACGCGCAUCGACAGCGUGUGAUCUUUUCUCGUUUUGUACGUGUAAACAAUCUAAAACUCUUCAAUAUGUCUGGUCGCGGUAAAGGUGGCAAAGUUAAGGGAAAGGCAAAGUCCCGCUCCAACCGUGCCGGGCUCCAGUUCCCCGUCGGACGUAUCCACAGGCUGCUCCGUAACGGCAACUACGCCGAGCGCGUCGGUGCCGGUGCACCCGUGUACCUGGCCGCCGUGAUGGAGUACCUCGCCGCUGAGGUCCUCGAGUUGGCCGGUAACGCCGCGAGGGACAACAAGAAGACCAGGAUCAUUCCUCGUCAUCUCCAAUUGGCCAUCCGCAACGACGAGGAGUUGAACAAGCUGCUCUCCGGCGUGACAAUCGCUCAGGGUGGUGUACUGCCUAACAUCCAGGCCGUACUCUUGCCCAAGAAGACCGAGAAGAAGGCUUAAACAUGGUGCGCUGAACGCAGCCGCAGCCGCAGCCGCCGCCGCGGUCGCAACAGAGCAUCAUGCGUGCACGUAUCGCACCGCAUUGCUCACAAACAAAAGGCCCUUUUCAGGGCCACAA